AUGCAUCCGGUUUGUUCGAGUAUUUUUAUUAAACCAGAAUGGAUCAAAGGAUUAUAUUUUUCAAAUGCAAGUCAAUAUGGAGUAUGGGAUUUUCGAACAACAGCACAUUCACAAUUUGAACUUUUAUCAAGUUUUUGUUCAUUUUCAAAAGAAAUUAUUUCUCUAAUUGAGAUUGAUAUUGACAAUAAUGAACUUGUUACUCUUUAUCUUCUUCCUCAAGAACAAAUUCAAAUUCAAAUAGAUGGAACAAUUGAUUUACUAAAGAAAAGUGCACCGUCCGAAAUGAUAACAUAUUUAGAUUAUUUAAGAAACACAGCUCGAACAAAUUAUUUAGUUUCAGCUCUCAAUACAAAUUUAAUAAUUAAGACACAACGGUCGGUGAAUGAAUCUAUUCGUACACGUGCAUAUCAAGUAACGUACUCUUUUGGUUUGAAUAACAGCACACAAUGUAGUACAAAGAAAAUAGUAGCUGAUGCUACUCUCAGUCAAGUGAUCUACGAAUUAAUCGACGCCGAGAGUAGAAGCUUAAUGAAUCGGAGGCCAAAUUCUAUAAUUGUUAAUGGGUUCUUUACAGGAUGUACUCCUUUUGAAGCACUUCUUGAAAGUACAAUAGAUUGUUUAUAUCAAACAGAAUGUCUUCAAUUAUUAGUGGAUUAUUUUCCAGUUCGUCAACAAAUAAAUUUCCAUGCAAAUAAUUCAGUUUUAACUUCAAAGCAUGAAAAUAAAUCUGUUAAUGAAUAUUUAAAUAAUCUUUUCAUUAUGAAUUGGUCAACGAAAAUUAAUUAUACAAAAUAUUUUCAUCAAUGUUCUCCAUCAAACUGUACAUAUUCAAAAAAAGAUCAAACAGAAUUAUCUCAUGGAAUAACUCUUUUCAUUAGUCUUUAUGGUGGUCUUAUUGUUAUACUUCGUCUUAUUGCAUCAUGGUCUAUUGAUAUUCUAUCGAAAAUCAAAUGUUGUUCAAGAGAGAGAAACCCAAAUUCAGAUCAAAAUGGAAAGUUAUUGAAAUUUAUUGAAUCAGUAAAACGAUUAAACUUAUUUAAGAAUGUUAAUGAUCGAACAGAAAAUAGUAUCAAACAACAAAAGACUAUCACAUGUGUUUAUUUGAUUUUAUUAACUGGUUCAAUCUGUAUUCUUUGUUUAUUCACAUCAUUGAGUAGUGAAACUCUGACAAAAAUUGAAAAAAAACCAUCGUUAACAACUUAUAAGUCUUUACGAGGCUUACAUCACGCUUCACUCCAAUGUCCAUGUUUUAAUAAAGCCAUAUCUCAUCAAAAAUUCGUCUCAUUGUCUCCACAUUAUCAUCAAAUAUGUGCGAGUGGUUUUGUUGAUAAUGAAUGGAUUGAAAUAUUAAGAGGUAGUGGAUAUGAUGCUAUUUCUAAGGAUUGGCGUUUUCGUGUAUCCCCACUGUUUCAAUUGUUAUCUGAUUUUUGUCAAUUAGCUAAUAAGACAAUCAAUGAUGCUGUGAAACGAUAUCUUUCUCAAUUAUUUAUUGUUUCUUUUGUAAUGAACGAAGACGAUUUCAACAAACAAUUAAAUAGCAGUCUCAAUCAAUUUUAUCAAUUAACAGGUCAUAAUUUUGAUUUGAUGACAAAUGCCUUACGACUUCUUAUGCAGACUGAUCAGUUGUACACAGGACCAAUCCGAAAUACUAUGGAUAACUUGAACACCAAUCUAAUCGAAAAUGUUGUACAACAUAAAACAAAUGAAACUCAACUAGUAAAGCUGAAAUUUAUUUUAAACCAAAUCGAAGAAAUCAAUUCAUCAAUGAUCACAUGUGUUUGUGCAACUGAUCCUUAUUGUAAAGUUCCGACUGUUAUUUACGAUCUUUAUUAUAAACAAGAGGCUAAUAAUAAUAGUUUAAUCUAUAGUGUAUCAGGUUGGGUUCAAGGAUGUCUUGCUAUGGAUUCUCUUCUUCUUUCAACACUCCAAUGUUUAUAUGUUGAUUCAGAUUGUUUUCCAUUAUUAUUGAGAUAUACUGACAAGAAUUGGUUUAAUAGACAACCAUCGCUUAUAAUUCAUCCAAUGGUUUAUAAUCCAGCAACGAGCCGUUUUCCUCCAAAUACAACUGUUUCAAUGAUGUUUAGGGAAAUUAUGAUCGAACAAUGGAAUCCAUCUUUAUCGCACAAAUCAUUUUAUGAAUCAUGUGCACCGAUUUAUUGUACUUAUUCAAAAAAAAUUCGUACAAAAAGUUUUGUUGGAGUGAUAAUAGAAUUGAUAGCAACGAUUGGUGGUAUUGUGGCUUUAUUACGGAUUGUGACACCUUAUCUAAUUAAAUUUAUUCUUCAAUUACCAACAAUAUGUAAGAAAAAGGAACAACAUCAACCAAGAGAACGAGUUCAUCGUAGUUGUGUCGAUCGAAUAAGAAUCAUGAUACGAAAUCUGAUUAAGCUUUUGUCAACAACUUUAAUUGAAUUAAAUAUAUUUUCAACACGUGAUUUUGGAAGUAAUACUGAUCAAAUAACAGCUAAACGUUAUGGUCGAUGGGCAACUCGUCUUUAUAUUGUUUUAUUUCUUAGUUGUCUGGUUAUUCUUAUCUUUUAUACAACUAUUCGACCACAUAAUUUAACAAAGACAUUUGAUCAACCAUCAUUUAUGCGUUAUACACAUUUGAAAAAAACUUAUGGAAAUAAAUUAAAAUGUUCAUGCUCAAAAAUAGCAUCAACAUAUGAUCGAUUUGUUGAAAUUAAACCAGAAUUUCAUUCGAUUUGUUCAAGUGAAUUCGUUUCCGAACAAUGGCGAGUCGGUAUAACAAAUGGUCUUGUUUCUAAUUUAUCUAUUUAUUCACAAAAAGAUUAUCGUCGAUUUAUUUCUGCUCAUACACAAUAUCUUCAAGGAUUAUGUCGACUUUCUCAACAAUCAGUCAAUAAUGCUAUUAAUGAAUCUCUAACAUCAUUACUAGUCACUAUUGAACUUCUCUCUGAACAAAAUUUUUAUAACCAUCUGAAUAACUCAAUUGAUCAAAGCAAAUCAAAUGCUCCUAUUCUAUUCUCUCGUCUUCUCUUCAUCACUCGAACUGUUAAUCAUGGAAAUGCUUUCAUAUCAACAUAUGGCUCAAAUUUCGAAUAUAUUUCUUUGGUGACUAAAAAUGGCGGUGGUUAUGCAUAUACUGAAGGUAUGAUUUAUGAUAAUGAAUGCUCAUGUGGAAUGUAUUCAAAUUGUACAACUCAAGCAACUUUUGUCAACGAAAAUACUUCAAAAAUAAUACCAGUGAAAGGAUUAAAAAUAGGAUGUACACCAAGUGAAUCAUUUCGCUUAUCAACUCUUGAAUGUUUUUAUGAUCAAUCAUGUCUUAAUCUUAUUGAAAAUUAUACAAAUUAUCAUAAUUCUUCAACUCCUCUUUCAAUAAUGUCCAGUCGUUUUCCAGAGAAUGCAACAAUUGAUGAAUUGAUUAAAAAUUUAUUCAAUGAACGAUGGUUCAAUCAAUCCAACUAUUCAUCUUAUUAUGAACAGUGUUCUCCUUUAUUAUGUUCAUACACUGAUAUUGAAAGAUUUAAUAUAUUGUACACGAUUACUCUUUUUCUUGGUCUUCAAGGUGGUUUAGCAAUAGUUCUCAAAUGGAUUUGUCCAAAACUAGUUCGAAUUGUAUCAAUAGUCAAUCGUUAUCGAAAAAGACAAAGAACAUCAAUUCAUCCUGACAAUUCUCUUGAAAUAUCAUCUAAUAGUUCUGUUAUUCAUAACACAACUUUAAAUGUUGAAAUUACAAGAACCGAUAAUAUAACAUCUGAAGGAAUUAUUAUUCCACCAAUUCGGCGUUAUUCUAAUAUAAUUUCGAUAAUUGUAUUACUAAUAGUUUUGAUCGUCGGUAUUAUCAUUUUUUCGAUUUAUUAUACUAAACAUGUUUCGACAACGGAUGCAAAAGUGGAUGAUAGUUUGAAUACAACAGCAAGUACAACGAUAUUAACAUCUUCGACUACACCAGAACCAUUUUGUCAAUUGAAAUUUGAACUAAUAUCAAUCAAAAUGUCUUGUAUUGGAAAUAUUUUAAGCGGUGCUGCAGAUUUUAAUAAUGAUAAUCAAGUUGAUCUGAUAUACAUUUGUGACUUUAAUUCCACUCAGAACAUGGCUUUAUUAUUUGCCAAUGGUAAUGGAACAUUUCAAGAACCACUUAUCUCAUAUGGUAGUUUUAAUGGAUUACAACAUGUUCUUGUUGCUGAUAUUAACAAUGACAAUCGAUCUGAUCUAAUUUUUAUGCACAGGAGCGAAAGCAAUUAUGUUUUUACUAUUUUACUUGAGAAUGGUAAUGGAAUAUUUCAAACACAAAACAUGUUGCCUCAGUUAAUGCGUGAAGAGCCACGACAAAUAAGUGUGAUUGAUCUCAACAAUGACAAGAAAGUAGAUAUCGUUAUGAUUCUUAAAGAUGAUUGUAAUGUUUAUGUGAUGUUUGGAAAUGGAAACGCAAAAUUUUCACCAGAACCUAUCUUAUCUGUAGGGGUAAAGUGUAGUCUUAAUGAAUUUGUUGUUGGUGAUGUUAAUAAUGAUAGCUAUUUCGAUAUUGUUGUGUAUGAUCACAGAUCUUUACAUAUUUAUGUAUUUUUUGGACAGGCUAAUGAAACAUUUGAAUCAGUGAAAUGGUUUUUUACUACAGUUGAUGCUCAAAUAUCUAAAAUAGUUAUUGGUGAUUUUGAUAAUGAUGAUCAAUCUGAUAUUGGUUUUAUUUACAUUUGGAAGGAUCUUGUUUAUAUGAUAUAUCAAUAUAACAAUAAUAGUUUCAGUGUCCACGAAAAAACUAUUAUAAAAUCUACUCAAGGCUUGACUUCAGCUGUUGUAGGUGAUAUUAAUGGUGAUAAUCAUUUAGAUAUCAUUAUUAAUUUGACUUACCCAUGUAGAAUCUAUGCAUUACUUGGAUAUGGAAAUGGAAAGUUUUCUAUACAAACCAUUCAUUCAAACGAAUCACAAUCUAAUUGCAAAUGGAUUACUUUUACCGAUUUCAAUAAUGAUAAUUAUCAAGAUAUAAUUACCAUGGGCAUUGACGCUCAAGUCAUAAAUAUUUUCUUAAACAAGCGUCAAUGUUUAGCAACCUAA
Molecule: messenger RNA, 5022 nt
Organism: Adineta steineri
Lineage: Eukaryota; Metazoa; Rotifera; Eurotatoria; Adinetida; Adinetidae
Source: the annotation of a GenBank genome assembly